Messenger RNA from Fusarium mangiferae, 2211 nucleotides. RefSeq lists its product as uncharacterized. The transcript is spliced from 5 exons. Gene Ontology annotation, cellular component: histone deacetylase complex. Gene Ontology annotation, biological process: chromatin organization. The record is from RefSeq and is a predicted model, not a curated record. NCBI's taxonomy places the organism in Eukaryota, Fungi, Ascomycota, Sordariomycetes, Hypocreales, Nectriaceae. Gene Ontology annotation, molecular function: histone deacetylase activity. The coding region runs from base 1 to 2211 and encodes 736 amino acids.
AUGGAUACAAGUAUCACAGAUGCUGUUGAUCAUCCAAUGAAGGAUGCAGAAGCGCCUAAUGGGUUCAACCGCACUAGCAACACCAGUAUCGACGACGAUGACACGGCGUCUGAGGAUCCAUGCGAGGCCGAUGAAGAUCCACCACCUCAAGAUAUAACCUUCGAUCAGAUGCGUCGUAGAGGUUUGCUGCCAACAGGCUGUUGUUAUGAUGACCGGAUGAAGUUGCAUAUGAAUGCGGACUUUUCACCCAACGCACAUCAUCCUGAAGAUCCCCGUCGUAUCCACGAGAUAUUCAAGGCAUUCAAGAAGGUUGGCCUCGUCUAUACAGGUCCCGAGGCAGAGUUGCCAAGAAUUAUGCGGGAGUGUCCCACGCGUUAUAUGUGGCGCAUACCUGCUCGUGCUGCCACCCGAGAGGAGAUUUGCCUCGCCCAUCAUCCUGAUCACUUUAGCUGGGUGGAAAACCUUGACAAGAUAAGUUCGGUCGAGCUUCGAGAACUGACUAGGCAAUAUGACCAAGGGCGGGAAUCUCUCUAUGUUGGUAGUAUGUCUUACCAGGCCGCCCUACUUUCAGCCGGGGGAGCCAUCGAAACCUGCAAGAACGUCGUGACUGGUCAAGUCAAGAACGCAUUCGCCGUGAUCAGGCCACCAGGUCACCACGCAGAGUUUGAUGCGCCAAUGGGUUUUUGUUUCUUCAACAACGUCCCAGUGGCAGUCAGGGUCUGCCAACAGGACUAUCCAGACAUUUGCCGGAAGGUUCUCAUCCUGGAUUGGGAUGUUCACCAUGGUAAUGGUGUCCAAAAUAUUUUCUAUCAGGACCCAAACGUCUUAUAUAUCUCUCUCCAUGUCUACCAAAACGGUCUCUUCUAUCCCGGUAAACCCCCAAAUGAUAUGACGCCAGAUGGUGGAAUCGACAAAUGCGGAACGGAUGCUGGCCUUGGUAAAAACAUCAAUAUCGGCUGGCAUGACCAAGGCAUGGGUGACGGGGAAUACAUGGCGGCAUUCCAAAAGAUUGUGAUGCCUAUCGCCAAAGAGUUUAAUCCGGACCUCGUGGUUAUCUCUGCGGGAUUUGAUGCUGCUGAUGGCGAUGAACUAGGGGGCUGCUUCGUUUCUCCCAGUUGCUACGCUCAUAUGACACACAUGUUGAUGUCCUUGGCUGACGGAAAGGUUGCAGUGUGUCUAGAGGGAGGCUACAAUCUUAAGGCUAUCUCGGUGUCUGCAGUGGCCGUUGCGAAGACGCUCAUGGGUGAACCGCCGCCAAAGAUGGAAAUUCCUAAGAUCAAUAAGGAGGCUGCACGCAUACUUGCCAAAGUCCAAGCUCAUCAGGCCCCAUAUUGGGAGUGUAUGAGGGCAGGCAUCGUUCGCAUUCCUACCGACAUCCAGCCAACGAUAUCCAGCCGUCUACAUGACGUGAUCAGAAACGCCCAGAGACAGGUUCUGCAAGCAAAGCACAACAUGAUACCUCUCUACAUCCAGCGCGAACAUCUAUACAAGUCAUAUGAGAACCAGGUCUUAGUGACACCAGGCCUCCAUCAGGAAAAGAAGGUUCUCAUUAUCAUUCACGAUCCUCCUGAGCUUCUCGCUCAGCCGGAUGUUAUAGACAGAUCUGUCGACCCUCACAAUGCCUGGGUGGUUGAUGGUGUAACGGAUUACAUUGACUGGGCAGUGGAUCAAAAGUUCGGUGUCAUGGACGUUAAUAUCCCAGCCUAUGUCACCCACGACGAGGAAUCCGAGUCUUAUGUACCUGGUUUCAAAGAGAAGGCUCUCUCGGAACAGAUCCAGACGUUGGUGUGUUACCUGUGGGACAAUUACUUGCAGCUUUAUGAUGCCGAUCACAUUUUCUUCAUGGGCGUUGGCAAUGCAUAUCUUGGAGUCAAAGUCCUGCUCCUAAACCGAGAUUGCAAGUCAAGAAUCUCUGGGGUCGUAAACUUUGCCAACGGAACGCUCAGGCCAGUCAAGUCAGAGUUUGAUUCAGAUCUAUCAUCGUGGUAUAAAGAGAACUCACGAGUCUACAUUGCAGGCGAUCAUGCAUGCUGGGCUGAUCCUGAUCUGACUCGAAAAGUCAACAAGCGGCGCUUCGGGACAGUCGUUCGUAGCCCAAUGUUUGGUCUGAACAAGAUGAUGGCGCAUCACGCCAAGGAGGCGCGGGAGUGGAUCCUCGAGAGGGUCGAAGAAGUAGCAGAUGCCGAUAUGACUGAAGAUGAAAAGUCAUAG